AUGUACAUAAAACAGGUUAUUAUCCAGGGGUUCAGAAGUUACAGGGAUCAAACUGUUGUGGACCCCUUUAGUCCCAAGCAUAAUGUGAUUGUCGGCAGAAAUGGGUCCGGAAAAAGUAACUUUUUCUACGCUAUCCAGUUUGUGCUCAGUGAUGAAUUCAGCCACCUGCGACCUGAACAGCGCUUGGCCCUACUUCACGAGGGAACUGGUCCACGCGUCAUUUCAGCUUUUGUGGAGAUUAUAUUUGAUAACUCUGACAACCGGCUGCCGAUCGACAAAGAGGAGGUCUCCCUUCGCCGUGUCAUCGGUGCAAAGAAGGACCAGUACUUCUUGGACAAGAAGAUGGUGACUAAGAAUGACGUCAUGAACCUUCUGGAGAGUGCCGGCUUCUCUCGCAGUAACCCGUACUACAUUGUCAAGCAGGGAAAGAUCAACCAAAUGGCCACAGCCCCUGAUUCUCAGCGUCUCAAGCUUCUGAGAGAGGUGGCUGGAACACGAGUGUACGAUGAACGAAAGGAGGAGAGUAUUUCUCUCAUGAAGGAGACAGAGGGGAAGCGAGAGAAGAUCAAUGAGCUUUUGAAGUACAUCGAGGAGCGUCUGCAUACCCUGGAAGAUGAGAAGGAAGAGCUGGCUCAGUACCAGAAAUGGGACAAGAUGAGGAGAGCUCUGGAGUAUACCAUUUACAACCAGGAGCUCAACGAAACCCGGGCCAAACUGGAUGAGUUGUCCAGCAAGAGGGAGACCUGUGGAGACAAAUCCAGACAGCUGCGUGAUGCUCAGCAAGAUGCCCGAGACAAAGUGGAGGAGACGGAGCGCGUUGUGCGCGAGCUGAAGUCCAAGGUCUCUGCCAUGAAGGAGGAGAGAGAGCAACUGUCGGCAGAGCGCCAGGAGCAGAUCAAGCAGAGGACCAAGCUCGAGCUGAAGGCCAAGGACCUGCAGGAUGAGCUGGCAGGCAACAGUGAACAGAGGAAACGUUUGCUGAAGGAGCGUCAGAAGCUGUUGGAGAAGAUUGAGGAGAAACAAAAAGAGCUGCAGGAGACUGAACCCAAAUUCAACAUGGUGAAGGAAAAGGAGGAGCGGGGUAUCUCUAGACUAGCUCAAGCUACCCAAGAGAGGACUGACUUGUAUGCUAAGCAGGGCCGUGGUAGUCAGUUUACUUCAAAGGAGGAGAGGGAUAAGUGGAUCAAGAAAGAGUUAAAGUCCCUGGACCAGGCCAUAAAUGACAAGAAGAGGCAGAUUGCAGCCAUCCACAAAGACCUGGAGGACACAGAGAUGAAUAAGGAGAAGAACCUGGAGCAGUACGGCAAACUUGAUCAAGAUUUAAAUGAGGUCAAGACCCGCGUUGAGGAGCUGGACAAGAAAUAUUAUGAAGUGAAGAACAGGAAAGAUGAACUCCAAAGUGAAAGAAACUACCUGUGGCGUGAGGAGAACGCAGAGCAACAGGCCCUGGCAGCCAAGCGAGAGGACCUGGAGAAGAAGCAGCAGCUCCUCAGAGCAGCCACAGGCAAGGCCAUCCUGAAUGGCAUCGACAGCAUAAACAAAGUUCUGGAGCAUUUUAGGAGGAAGGGGAUUAACCAGCAUGUCAUCAAUGGUUACCAUGGCAUUGUCAUGAAUAAUUUUGAGUGUGAGCCAGCUUUUUACACCUGCGUGGAAGUGACAGCAGGGACAAGACUGUUUUACCACAUUGUGGAAACUGAUGAGGUGAGCACAAAAAUCCUGAUGGAGUUCAACAAAAUGAACUUACCUGGAGAAGUGACGUUCCUUCCCCUCAGCAAGCUGGACGUCAGAGACACGGCCUACCCAGAGACAAACGAUGCCAUUCCCAUGAUCAGUAAGCUGCGCUACAGUCCCAACUUUGACAAGGCUUUUAAGCACGUUUUUGGAAAGACGCUGAUUUGCCGUAGCAUGGAGGUUUCCACCCAGCUGGCUCGAGCUUUCACCAUGGAUUGUAUAACUUUGGAAGGGGACCAGGUAAGCCACAGAGGGGCUCUUACUGGAGGCUAUUAUGAUACAAGAAAAUCUCGCCUGGAGCUACAGAAAGACAUGAGAAAGGCUGAGGAGGAGCUGGCAGAGCUGGAGGCGAAGCUCAACGAGAACCUGCGGAGGAACAUCGAACGUAUCAACAAUGAGAUCGACCAGCUGAUGAACCAGAUGCAGCAGAUAGAAACCCAGCAGAGGAAGUUUAAGGCCUCCAGAGAUAGUAUUCUGUCAGAGAUGAAGAUGCUGAAGGAGAAGAGGCAACAGUCCGAGAAGACCUACAUGCCCAAGCAACGCAGUCUCCAAAGCUUGGAGGCCAGCCUCCACGCCAUGGAGUCCACCAGGGAGUCGCUGAAGGCAGAGCUUGGCACUGAUCUCCUCUCUCAGCUCAGCUUGGAGGAUCAGAGACGUGUUGAUGACCUCAACGACGAGAUCCGUCAGUUACAGCAGGACAACAGGCAGCUGUUAAACGAGAGGAUCAAGCUGGAGGGAAUCAUGACCAGAGUGGAAACGUAUCUUAAUGAGAACUUACGGAAACGUCUCGAUCAAGUAGAGCAGGAGCUGAAUGAGCUGCGUGAGACAGAAGGAGGUACAGUGCUGACGGCGACUACAUCUGAGCUGGAUGGCAUCAACAAACGAGUAAAAGAUACCUUGGCUCGAUCUGAUGAUCUGGACGGUCUCAUCGACAAGACGGAAGCAGAGAUCAAGGAUCACAUCAAGAGCAUGGAGCGUUGGAAGAACAUCGAGAAGGAGCAGAAUGACGCCAUCAACCACGACACCAAGGAGCUGGAGAAGAUGACCAACAGGCAGGGAAUGCUGCUGAAGAAGAAAGAGGAGUGCAUGAAGAAAAUCCGAGAACUGGGCUCCCUGCCUCAGGAGGCCUUUGAGAAGUACCAGACCCUCACACUCAAACAGUUGUUCAGAAAGCUGGAGCAGUGCAACACGGAGCUGAAGAAGUACAGCCACGUCAACAAGAAGGCCCUGGAUCAGUUUGUCAACUUCUCCGAGCAGAAGGAGAAACUAAUCAAGCGUCAGGACGAGCUCGACCGAGGCUACAAAUCCAUCAUGGAGCUCAUGAACGUGUUGGAGCUGCGCAAGUACGAGGCCAUCCAGCUCACCUUCAAACAGGUGUCCAAGAACUUCAGCGAGGUCUUCCAGAAACUGGUUCCUGGAGGCAAGGCUACACUGGUGAUGAAGAAGGGCGAUGCUGAAGGCGGCCAGUCCCAGGACGAGGAGGGGGGAGCGGACAGCGAGCGGGGAUCUGGCUCCCAGAGCAGUGUCCCUUCAGUGGACCAGUUCACAGGAGUCGGCAUCAGAGUGUCUUUCACUGGGAAGCAAGGGGAGAUGAGGGAGAUGCAGCAACUGUCUGGAGGCCAGAAGUCUCUGGUGGCCUUGGCUCUGAUCUUUGCCAUCCAGAAGUGUGACCCAGCUCCUUUCUACCUGUUUGAUGAGAUCGACCAGGCCCUCGAUGCCCAGCACAGGAAGGCCGUCUCAGACAUGAUCGUGGAGCUGGCCGGCCAUGCUCAGUUCAUCACCACCACCUUCAGGCCGGAGCUGCUCGAAUCUGCAGACAAAUUCUACGGCGUCAAAUUCAGGAACAAGGUGAGUCACAUUGAUGUGAUCACAGCAGAGCAGGCCAAAGACUUUGUGGAGGACGACACCACCCAUGGUUAAAGCACUCUUCCUCCUCAUCAUCAUCAUCAUCCUCCUCGUCCAUUCCUCCUCUGCCUUCACAGAGAGCGCCGCUGAAAGCCUCCAAAGCUGAGGGUCACAGGCACAAAAAAAUCCAACAUACCUUAAAGCAUAACUGCUUGGUUUUUAAAAGAAAAAUGUCCAUCAGGGUGGAAAAAAAUGAAGAACGGGGAGUUCUUAUUUCUUGUUUUCCUCAGUCCUGAUUUCACACUGGAUCUACGGCUUAAUAGUUUGGUUUUAGGAGAGAAUCUCAAGUUUCUGUUGCUGUGAUAGAUUUUCAUUUAAGCUAAAGUUAGGUGACCUUUGUGAUGCAGACGGAGUCAGGAAACCUGAGGGGUCUGACCAGAAAAUAGCUCCUCUUUGUAAAUAUGAAGCCGUUUUUAUACAUCUUGUGUUAAAAUAGUUGCUUUUGAUAAGAUGUGCUUGGAAGAGACGGGACAGGGGUUCGUUUUUGUUUGUUGUUGGCCUUGAAAUAACAGCAUUUUUUCUAAAUUUUGUGUAAUGUAUAUUGCUUGUACUCACAAUGAGUGUUUAUAGAUUGUUGUUCUUUCCUCUGGUUGUUAUUCUACUGUGCAACGUCUUGUUUUAGGUCAUUGGAAUAAAAGUUAAUAUUCCUCAUCAACUAAUUACCCUUUCUGGACUCAAAGUUCACCUUCUGAGUCAUCUAAGCAGGGUUACUGAGUCCUGUAGGAUUAGUUAUGCAGUUAAUGUUGCAACAAGUCCAAGUUUUCAUUCACUGGCUGUUCAUAAUCAGACGUCUUAUUUUGUUCUUCUUGUUUUACUUUUCUUCCACCGCAAACUUUAAGUUUCUUUUUACAUAAUUGAAAAACCUGGCUUAUUAAAUGAAUAAAAGGUUUUAAAAAU
Molecule: messenger RNA, 4533 nt
Organism: Cyprinodon tularosa
Lineage: Eukaryota; Metazoa; Chordata; Actinopteri; Cyprinodontiformes; Cyprinodontidae
Gene: smc3
Product: structural maintenance of chromosomes 3
Exons: 29
Coding region: 1-3651 (1216 amino acids)
Biological process (GO): mitotic sister chromatid cohesion
Cellular component (GO): chromosome
Molecular function (GO): ATP hydrolysis activity; double-stranded DNA binding; ATP binding
Source: RefSeq, a predicted model, not a curated record